Chionomys nivalis (European snow vole) is the source of this 2756-nucleotide messenger RNA. It is a transcript of the gene Ccdc8, whose product is annotated as coiled-coil domain containing 8. Lineage: Eukaryota; Metazoa; Chordata; Mammalia; Rodentia; Cricetidae. The coding region runs from base 770 to 2605 and encodes 611 amino acids. The transcript has a single exon. Gene Ontology annotation, biological process: regulation of mitotic nuclear division; microtubule cytoskeleton organization. The record is from RefSeq and is a predicted model, not a curated record. Gene Ontology annotation, cellular component: 3M complex.
GAGAAGGUGGGCCUCACCCAGGAGGGGAGGGCGCCCAGAAACUUCCUACGACUCUCUGCUCCACAGCGCACCGCAGACUGCAAAACAAGGUCAGCCUGGAGCGGGGUGGCAGCCUGCCUGGGGGCGGGAGACCCUCCUCGGGGCUGGGCGGAGGCGUUUAAGCGCCUCGCCAUAUUGAGCAGCCACGUUGAGACGCCUUUGUCUAUAGAGUCCUCCCACAAACUUUCAGCUACACUCGGAGUGUCGGGGCCUAGGGAGAAGCGAUCGGAGCCCGUGCGUCCCCAGCUUGGAGCCGGGACACUGGCGUCUCCCGUUUGAACCCAGCUUUUAGCCUCGGGACUGACCGCGCCUCAGUUCACGUAAGCAUCCUGGAAAAUCGCUCACUACCACUCCGAAGGGGUGAGGGAAAACCCAACUUGGACUUGUCGCCUGCGGAGAAAAUUGCCGGGAGGUGACACUCUGCAUGAGCAGAGUUGCUAGGACUCUCCCCUACCCCCUCCCUAAGACUAGAAGCUAAGUUUUUUGUUUGGGCUUCGUGCCCCCCACCCCAGAAUUCACUCUGGAGAUCUUAAAGACUCUCGAGAAAAGCCACGUUGGGGGCUGGUUCCCCUGGGGCUUCCUCCCCUCUCCCGAUUGCCUGAUCCUCUGGAGCGUCCCUGAUGUCUGCAAAGAUGUCGAUCUGGACGUGUUAGUGGAGGCCUUAAGGCCCGUGGGCACCUUUAAGAAGAUCGGAAAGGUGUUCCGUAAAGAGGAGGACUCCACGGUGGGAAUGCUGCAGAUUGGGGAGGAUGUUGACUAUCUGCUCAUCCCCCGGGAGAUCCGGCUGGCUGGGGGCGUGUGGAGAGUCAUCUCCAAGCCCGCCACCAAGGAAGCUGAAUUUCGGGAGCGCCUGAUUCAGUUUCUGCAGGAGGAGGGCCGCACCCUGGAAGACGUGGCUCGAAUCAUCGAAAAGAGUACUCCACACCCACCCCAGCCCCCCAAAAAAGCCAAAGAACCCCGAGUGAGGAGAGUCCCACAGAUGGUCACUCCUCCACUUCGACUAGUCGUAGGCACCUAUGACAGCAGUAACGCCAGUGACAGCGAGUUGAGUGACUUCGAGACCUCCAAAGUCAAAGGCAAUAGGGGCUCCCAGAGGACCAGAAAGGUGCGCAAAAUACCCGUCAGUUACUUGGGCAGCAAAUUCCUGGGCAGCGAUGUGGAGAGCGAGGAUGAUCAGGAGUUGGUAGAAGCCUUCCUCCGCCGGGGGGAGAAGAAGCCCAGCGCGCCUCCUCUACGUCGCCGAGGCAAUAUGCCAGUGCCCAUGUUUGAGGACAACCUGGGACCCCGGCCAUCCAAGGCCGACAGAUGGCGGGAGUAUGUCAGCCAGGUGUCCUGGGGAAAGCUGAAACAGAGGGUGAAGGGCUGGGCACCCAGAUCAGGCUCGGAUGUGGUCGAGGCCCAGCAGGCCUCCAUCGUAGCUGAGAGGGCUGGAGAAUUGAGGCAUAGCCAUACCAGUCGGAACGAUAGCUUCAGAAGAAACACAGGAGACGGGAGCGACAAGACACCGGGUACCAGACGCUGGAAACCCAAGAUCAAGUGGGUCUCCUUGAGGCGGUGCAGGAAGGAGCAGGAGCCCCCAGAGGCUGCAGAGAAUCAGAGGGUAGAUGUUCCAGCUGAACCAGCUGAACGUGGAGUAGAGACUGCACCUAACCCGAGAGCAGAGGCUGCACCUAAUCCGAGGGCAGAGGCUGCACCUAAUCCGAGGGCAGAGGCUGCACCUAAUCCGAGGGCAGAGGCUGCACCUAAUCCGAGGGCAGAGGCUGCACCUAAUCCGAGGGCAGAGGCUGCACCUAACCCAAGACCAGAGGCUGCUGCUAAUCCAAGGACAGGGCCUGCACCUGCUGAAGAGAGGGCAGAGGCUGCAGCUAACCCGAAGGUAGAGGUUGCAGCUAAUCUGAGGGCAGAGGCUGCAGCUAACCUGAAGGUAGAGACUGCAGCUAAUCCGAGGGCAGAGGCUGAAGUUAAUCCAAGGGCAGAGGCUGCAGCUAACCCGAAGGUAGAGGCUGCAGGUAAUCUGAGGGCAGAGGCUGCAGCUAACCCGAAGGUAGAGGCUGCAGAUAAUCCGAGGGCAGAGGCUGAAGUUAAUCCGAGGGCAGAGACUGCAGCUAAUCCGAGGGCAGAGGCUGCAGCUAAUCCGAGGGCAGAGGCUGCAGCUAAUCUGAGGACAGAAGUCAUAGGUAGGCAGAGGGCAGAGGGCCCAGUUAACCAAGAGACUAGAGCUGCAGAAAGUGAGAGGGUGGAGGCCCCAGGUGACCAGAGGGCAGGAGUCCUCCAUGACCAGAGGGAGGAGGCUGGACCUCAGGCUAUAGCGCAAGCCUCAGCUAGCUCUGUUACCCUAGGGACAGCCCCAGGAUCUAGGGCCCAGAAACAGGUAAAGACAGUGAGGUUCCAGACCCCAGGACGGUUCUCAUGGUUUCGCAAGCGCAGGAGGGCCUUCUUGCACACUCCCCGGCUGCCAACCCUGCCCAAGAGAGUUCCCAGGGUAGGUGAGGCUAGGAGCCUCAGGGUGCUGAGGGCUGAGGCUAGAACAGAAGUGGAACACAGACAGCAAGAGGAACAGCUGUGAGAGGAGUCCAGGGCCCCCGCACCCUGCCUGCCCUGUGCUGGCUGCUACGGUGCCUCCCUCCCUUGUAGGCUCCUUCUACCUCCAUGUUUGAGGCAGGCAGCACCUCCCAUGCCUUUACCAGCACUACUUUCCUCCCCUCUUCUCUACCUUC